Ornithorhynchus anatinus (platypus) is the source of this 1114-nucleotide messenger RNA. Its product is annotated as vomeronasal type-1 receptor 3-like. Gene Ontology annotation, cellular component: membrane. NCBI's taxonomy places the organism in Eukaryota, Metazoa, Chordata, Mammalia, Monotremata, Ornithorhynchidae. Gene Ontology annotation, molecular function: pheromone receptor activity. Bases 168 to 1067 code for a protein of 299 amino acids. The transcript has a single exon. Gene Ontology annotation, biological process: G protein-coupled receptor signaling pathway. The record is from RefSeq and is a predicted model, not a curated record.
UUCUUAAUUUAGACCAUUUCAGGAUUUUUCAGUGGGGAUCCCUCUUUGAAUUGUACGUAAGGCCCUCAGGAGUCCACGGCACUGAAGAAAUAAAGACGACGAGAGAUCAUAUCCUGGGAAUUUCCUACCUCUCUCAGACUGUCCUUGGCGUGCUGGGGAACACGGCGAUGUUCUUGGUGUACGUCCGUAUCUUCGUGGCUCGGCCCCAGCAGCAGAAGCCCACGGACCUGAUCCUCACCCACCCGUCGGGGACCAACACGGUGACCCUCCUCACCCGGGGCGUCCCGGAGACGAUGGCGGCCUUCGGGAUGAAGAACAUCCUGGAUGACGUCGGGUGCAAGAUCGUGCUGUACGUCAGGAGGGUGGCCCGGGGCCUGUCCAUCUGCACCACCUGCCUCCUGAGCGUGUUCCAGGCCGUCACCGUCGGCCCCGGCACCUCCCGGUGGUCCCGGUUCAAACCCGGCGCCCCCAGAUACAUCCUUCCCUCUUUCCUCUUCUUCUGGAUCCUCAAUAUGCUGAUCUCCAUCAGUUUAAUCGUGUCUGCUCCAACCACCACCAACAUCUCCAUCACGAGGCAUAUUUACGUUUCCAAAUACUGUUCCAGCAUGCCCAGAGGCAGUGACGUUAUCGUCGUGGUCACUUUAACGGCCACGACUCUCCGAGAUCUCGUCUUCGUGUGUCUCAUGGCCUGGGCCGGCGGUUACACGGUGAUCGUGUUACGCCGACACCACAGACGGGUCCGGCACGUCCACGGCGUCAGCCGCCCCCUGAGAUCCUCCACGGAGACCAGGGCCAUUCACACCAUCCUGCUUCUCGUCGGUUGCUACGUUUGCUUUUGUUGGACUACUAGUUGUAUGGCUCUCUAUUUGGGGUCCGCGAAGGAAUAUGACCCCCGGCUGCAGCGCGUCUCAGAUUUUCUGUCGGCUUGUUAUCCCCUCCUAUGUCCGUGGGGGCUGAUCAGCCGGGAUCCUCGAAUCCACAGACCCCGGAGUGUUCUGGAGAAUCAGAGCGGGCCCUCUCUUCCCGUGGCCGGAUCGAUCCAUCGAUCCAUCAAGCGAAUGUAUUGAACCCGUACCGUGGGCAGAGUGAGCUGGACUGUAAGCUCACUGUGGGC